AUGUCGUCAGUAGAAAACGCAACCAGUACCAAAUUGAACAAGAAGAAUAGCAGCAGUGGCGAAAACAGCAAUAAGGACAAUACCAAUGUUGUCGAAUCAACCUCCAUGAACAAGAAUGCUGUUUUGGCGAAGGCAAUUCCAACUCCAACAACCUCAACAACCAACGUCGUUGAGAUUGGAAAGGCUGCAAUCAUUUCCCCUCAACUAUUUGCCGACCAAUUCGAUAUUGUUCUCUUCACUCCAGAGUAUAUCCAACAGGUUGCUGUUGCUCUCUCAGUCGUUUUUGCACAGGAAGAACCUCUUUGUAUUGCCACCAAGACCAACCCAAUCAAUUACUUUGCUUACUCUUUGAUCUAUGCUCAACAAUGUGCUGCCAAUGGAAACUCAAUGCUUGCUAUCGACAAGAAUUCUCGUAUGGUCGUUGGUUUCCACUUGUGUCAUGACUAUGACACUUGGGUUGAGCCACCAUGUAAUGAUCCUGGAGUUGUUCAACAAGGAGUUUUGCUUGAACGUUUGCAUGAGAUUUAUCACUCUCAAAAGCAUGAAAACGUUCCUGCAGACUCGUGCGAAUCUCAAGGCUCUCCUCGUUCCUUCUCUCCUGAUACUACCAAGAGUGGUGAGAAGAAGAAGGAGAAGAUUCUCAAGAUUUGCAGCGCUGGAGUGUUUGCUUUUGCCAGGAGAAUGAAAUUGGCAACCAGAAUGCUUGAAAAGAAUCUCGAACAUGCCAAACAACAAGGAUUUACCAAAGUUCUUGUUGAAUGUACUGGUGCCUAUUCACAAUCUCUCUACAAGAGCUAUGGCUUUAAUGAGGUCGCAAGAAUCUACUAUCGUGAAUAUGAAGUGGAGGUACUUGUGGAUAAUGCGAAAGUCAAGGUCAAACCCUUUGAGACUAUUCCACAUCCACAUGAGUUUAUCAACUUGGCCUUAAGGGACUUGUAG
Naegleria fowleri is the source of this 939-nucleotide messenger RNA. RefSeq lists its product as uncharacterized. The record is from RefSeq and is a predicted model, not a curated record. The coding region runs from base 1 to 939 and encodes 312 amino acids. The transcript has a single exon. NCBI's taxonomy places the organism in Eukaryota, Heterolobosea, Eutetramitea, Acrasida, Naegleriidae. Gene Ontology annotation, molecular function: N-acetyltransferase activity.